AUGAGCCUUUGCGAGCACUGUACAAAAGGUGUUCGUCACGAGGGCACGCCAGAAGGUCAUAUUGAAGACAUUGGUGGUGUCGAGUGUUACGUCGCUACGCCAGCGGAUGAUCAUGCCAAAGAUAAAGUAGUCCUGUACUUCACAGACAUCCUUGGACACAGAUUCCUGAACCACCACCUCAUGGCAGAUGACUUCGCACAGAAUGGGUUCUGGGUUGUGAUUCCUGACAUUUUGAAUAAUGACGGGGUCACUCCAGAUGUUCUUGAUGGUGGUAAACUGGACAUUCCGGCAUGGCUGGCGCGUCAUGGUCAAGAGACCGUGAAGCCCAUUCUCGAGAAUGUCAUGGCUGCGCUGCGUGACAGCGGCGUCGAAAGAUUUGCCGCGAUCGGAUUCUGUUUUGGCGCACGCCCUGCGAUCGAUCUCGCUUUUUCGAACAAUAUCUCUGUCUGCAUUGUGUCCCACCCAUCGCUAUGGAAGAUGCCUGACGAUAUGGAGGCAAGCGAGAUUGGCUCAUAUAUGCACGCUAAUUAUCGUGCUAUGUCCAAAGCGCCACUCUUACUCAAUACCGCCGAGAUUGACACGGCAUUUCCCAAGGAGCAGCAAGCUCAAGCGGACGAGGUUCUUGGCGGCGGCAAUUUUGAGCCCGGCUACGAGCGGACGUAUUGGGAAGGAUGCGCCCACGGUUUUGCCGUUCGCGGUAGUCUGGAUAACCCCAGAAUCAGGGUUGGAAAGGAAGGUGCCUUCAAGGCUAGUGUCUUAUUCCUCAAGAAGCACUUCUGA
Messenger RNA from Fibroporia radiculosa, 780 nucleotides. RefSeq lists its product as uncharacterized. The transcript has 6 exons. The record is from RefSeq and is a predicted model, not a curated record. Lineage: Eukaryota; Fungi; Basidiomycota; Agaricomycetes; Polyporales; Fibroporiaceae. Gene Ontology annotation, molecular function: hydrolase activity. The coding region runs from base 1 to 780 and encodes 259 amino acids.